AUGUUGAAAAGUUUUAGAUGUAUUUAUUAUAGAAGAUAUUCAAAUGCUCCAAAGCCAUUUGAUACUAUACCUGGUUUAUCAUCCUUACCUUUUUUGGGUCCAGUACAUCAUUUUAUGCCUUUGAUAGGAUCGAUUGGUCCGUCGGCAAAUUUUUAUGAUUUAGCCCAGCAUCUAUAUCAAAAGUUUGGAAAUAUAGUCAAACUCAAUGGUAUAUUUGCUAGGGCCAAUAUGGUUUUAUUGUUUGAGCAGAAGGAUUUCGAUCAGGUUUACAGAGCUGAAGAAACAGCCCCAUUGCGGCCAGGGUUUGAUACAUUGGUAUACUAUCAAAAAGAGUUACGAAGAGAUAUGUAUAAUGGGGUCUAUGGACUAACUACGGCGCAAGGCCUGAAAUGGCGUGAUUUUCGAACAAAAGUAAACCCAGUUUUGUUAAAACCGAAAUUGGUCAAACUGUACACACCAGCUUUAGAUGAAAUUGCAAAAGAAAUGAUAACCAGGUUGAAUAAAUGUAAGUAUGACAAAAACUAUCUGCAGUGGAAUUUGGAUUUGGAAAUAACGAAGUGGUCAUUAGAAUCGGUAGCAUACAUUGGCUUAGGCACAAGGCUUGGGAGCUUCCGAAAUGGAACGGAGAACCAGAAAGCAAAUAUUUUAAUAAAAUGUGCUCGAGAUAUGAUGGAGCUGGCGUAUAAAUUGGAAUUCUUUCCAAGUCCUUGGCGAUAUUUCGCAACACCGAAUUUCAAGAAAAUGAUCAAAACUUUAGAUACGCAGUGGGAAAUAAGCGAAUAUUAUAUUAAAGAGGCCAAGAAAAAAAUUGAUGAACGGAAACACAGUAUACCAGAGGAAGAUAAGAGUAUCAUAGAGAAACUGUUGGCAAUUGAUGAAAAAGUAGCCAUUAUGAUGGCAAAUGAAAUGCUUUUAGCUGGUAUUGACACGGUAGCUUUUACAACUAUUGGCCUGCUUUACAAUUUGGCGACUAAUCCAAUAGCACAAGAAAGAUUACGCAUGGAAUUGCAAUCUGAUCAAUCUAACAAACCAUAUUUUAGAGCGUGUCUCAAAGAAUCAAUGAGAUUAUAUCCUGUACUGCCUGCAAAUUUACGACGCACUUCCAAAGAACAUGUGGUGGCUGGAUAUCAUAUUCCAAAAGGGGUGGAUGUUAUUGCUCCCAACGAGUUCUUAUCAAAAUUGGAGAAAAACUAUGUAAGGCCAGUGGAAUUCUUACCAGAAAGAUGGCUAGUAGAUAAAUUAGAUCCCCUAUAUUAUGGGAAAGCUCAUCCUAUGACAACACUACCUUUCGGAUUUGGAGUGAGAAGUUGUAUAGGAAGAAGAAUAGCAGAGUUAGAGAUUGAAACAUUCAUAAAAAGAUUAUUAUGUGAUACAAAAGUAGGCUGGGACGGUCCUUCAUUGAAAGUUGUCACCAAAGUGUUUAAUAACUUUAAAAAGCCAUACUAUUUUAAAUUUGAAAGCAUUUCAUAA
Molecule: messenger RNA, 1470 nt
Organism: Parnassius apollo (apollo)
Lineage: Eukaryota; Metazoa; Arthropoda; Insecta; Lepidoptera; Papilionidae
Source: the annotation of a GenBank genome assembly